Molecule: messenger RNA, 23591 nt
Organism: Xyrichtys novacula (pearly razorfish)
Lineage: Eukaryota; Metazoa; Chordata; Actinopteri; Labriformes; Labridae
Source: the annotation of a GenBank genome assembly
AUGACGACGACCACGACAUUUCAAGGGAUGGAGCCUGGUUCAAAAAGCAGUUCAAGGUAAAAAGGCGUCGCUCGGAACGCUUCACAAAUCUAUGCUAGCCCCCCUUUGCAGCAGCCUGUCAGCACAGCAUCAUGUCUCUAAAGCUACACAGGUUAAUGUAUAUUUGUGGGAACACAUUUCCGACCCCUGCGUCAUGUAAGAUGCUGGAUGUUUGAGGAGGAUGUUCCUGGAUUAGCUCAGUACCACACCUUCCUCAUUUGUCUCAUAUGAAUGGACCAUUUUCAUCUUCACGUAAGCUAGCAGGAUAGCACACACAUGUACACUCCCCUUUGUAGCAGAGGAGGCCAUCCAGACUAGUUAGCUCGACUCUAAAGCGGCUAAAUUUUGACCUUUUUCAUCGACAGUGUUCCUGUUUAGUCAUUUCUCUUAAAUCCGUUCAUUCCUCGAUAAUAAUGAUUGAUCAUGUCCGUCAUUUCAACAGGGUGGGGCCCCCACGCGGAUUUGAGAUCAGUUCUCGACAUGAUCAUUGUGGUACAAUAAGACAUCCUUUAUGAUGAGCUUGUCCUGCAGACAACCUCAUAGAGAAGAGAGCCAUGUUACAGCUGGUUUAAGUCACACCCUACAAUCAAUCAAAUAAUCAAUCAAUCAAUCCAGACACUCAUCAGCCUGUCAAUGUUUAUUUAAAUGUCAACAAAUGUCCAAAAGCAAAUUGAUAAUAAGAGAAGGUCAAGACAACACUCUUAGGCUGUUAUCGAAUUCAUCUACUUUACUAGCUAGGGAUGUAACGAUAUGUGACCAGAAUUAUCACGGUUAUCAAUAUUAUCACGGUAUUGAUGAAAUAUGUUUUAAAAGUACAUAGACACAGCAUGAAAUCAUUUAACAAAGUUUUAUUUUGAAAAAUCAAUCAAAAUAACAAGCAGAAUGAACUUUUCCUUAACCUUAAAUAACAGAGGGACAGUAGGCUUAAAAAAUUAAAGAUGGGGCCUAAAGUAAUGUGCCAGUGGGGAUAAACAUUAACAUAAUAACAAAUAAAUAAAAUGACAUUCCUUAUUGUGCAAUUUGUAAGAAUUUUCAGUGCUCAAAAAGAUGUACUCUUACAAAUAUAAAACAGAGCAACACUACUUUAUGAAAAUUUCAACCACAUGUAAACGCAAGGGGGAAAGUUGGUGUUUAAAAUAACAUAAAAUAUGUAAACUAAUUGGAUGAACCACACCGAUUGUCCGUUUUCUCCAUCAUAAGAUGCUGCUGCUGACUUUGUUCAUCACUUGAGAUUGAAAUGUAAAUAUGUCAGCUUAUUUACUCUCCUGGUUUGAGAAGUGAUCUGCAAGGGGAAACGAUGUGUCAGCUGGCACUGAAUACCCCACUGGAUGACACGCUGGUUGCUGGGAUGCACAGAAGCUUCCUGGCAACCCUGGCAACCCUAUGUAGAAGCCGAAAUACGCCCAGACUUCGGACUUUGUUUUCUUUGACAGUGGAAAAAUCUCUGCAACAUGGUCGGCAGAACUGCCCUCCGCCAUGUUUACAAGUUGUAUACUGCGCAGUGCGUGUGCGCACCUGUGUCUGAAUGACUGCUGCAUACUGCUGCUCCUCUCAACAUUGAGCAGUAUCACUGUGAGCUUUCCCAGAGUGCGGCAAUCAAUAAUAUAUAUUUGAUCAUAGAGAAAGCAUUUUUUUUUAAUUGCUCCUGGGGGCCCCCUAUUGGCUGCGGGGCCCUAAGCUGGCCCAUAGUUCGCUUAUGCCUUGGCCUGCUAAAAACCUGAAAUAUCACAUUUAAAUACCAACAGACUUCAAAUUGGUCCCAUUUAUUUAAAACUAUUAUUCCCAUGUUUCAGCAGUUUUGGCCUUUUGAAUUUUACUUUUACAAACAAAAACCUUUUGUACAGAAAGUACAACAGCUGAACAGUAUUUCCUGUGUGUACUGAUUCAGUGUUACUUCUUACUUUACUGUUUGUUUGCAUGUUUUUUGUCUUUAAUUGCCACAUGGUAGUGAUAUUUAAAGCGUUUUCUGUGUAUUCACACCAGCAUGCCUCUUAUUGAAUUUAUGAAUCCAAAGCAGCCAAAGUUGCAGUUGUUUGGAAAAAGUGAAAAAAAAAUGUUAAAUUGAAGAAUAUUUACAAUUUUCAAUAAUGAUUGAAUUUGUUCCCAAUAAAAGACGUUAUAGGACUACCUAAAUAAGAUGCUCAAAUUAACAGUAAAUUUGAAAUAAGCAACAACAAUCAUAGAUAACUAAACUGAUACACUGUCUUAGUUUUGCACCAUAACAAUUAGUAUCAGCUAAUGACUGGACAACUUGCCUCCAUUGUGGCCCAAAAAAAACAUCUCAGUAGAAUGAGUUGGUGCCGCCAAAAUAUACCCAGAAGUAACCUUGCUGCCUUAUCUGAUUACAGAGACGCACAUUAAACUUACUGAUAACAUGUUUAGGAUCCUUCAGGUCAGUUCAGUCCACAGCAGAAGAGAUUAUUGAAUCAACUUGAAGUAGGUAGGGUUUAUGACAGCAGGAGCUCUAACUGUUUUGGCUUCACAGUCAAUGAACACCCAACAUUUUUAAAACACAGUUUCUCAGUUGUUGAUCUAGUGCAUCACCUCUCUCUCUUUCCCAGGGUUUUGCGUCCUCCAGGUGGUGGCUCCAAUAUUUCGUUCGGUACAGAUGAGGAGAAACCCCCUGUCCGGAAAGACAAGAUGGCCUCUAGUGUGUUUGCUGAGCCAGAGGACCCCUAUGCUAAUCGAAGGAACAACCCGCCAGGUACAUUUUCUGCCAAACUCACUGCUUUUUGUGUACUCUGUGGUUCAUAGUUACAUUAAUGACACCAGAGCACCACUCCAGGUAUGAAGUCUGGGACGUGUUUUCGUUGUUGUUUAUGAAAAAACGUGUUUUUACUGUAUCAUUUACUGUUCUUCUGUGGCCCAAAGCUGCUCAAAAACUCUGAAUACAUAAAAAUAACAAGCUAGGUACACUAAGGGCUUCAUUGAUCUCCCCUUGAGGCAUGUCCUUAAAGUCAAUCUCUUGUGCUGCUCUGCUGAUUUGGACUCUUUUCAAGCAUGCACCAAUCUGAAAUAUUCAUGUUGAAUCGAGCUGCCUCAAAUCUGUAAUGGAUCACAGAUUUAAUCUCAGAAAACACACACACAAAGAGAAGUAAAAGGUGAAGGAACUUGUUUCAGGGAUGCUAAUUGGCCUUAUUUAGCCUUGCUGGUCGUUGCACAGAAAAAUGUGAAAAGAGGAAAUGUAAAAAAAUAAAAUAAAGCAGAAGUGACAAGAUGUUCGCAGGGACUGACGUGUGUCUGGUUUCCUGGUUUCCACUCUGUUGAGUACAAAAUACUAUUUUUUUCUUACUGUAGAGUAUUUUGUGCGUAUUUCUUUGUUUCCAACCUCACAGCAGUGUGAGCAAGACAAUAUUCAUCAAAUAUGAAUGCUCAUAUAUUAUAAAUGACAAAUAGAUAUAUAAACAAAGUUCAAGGCAGCGUUGCAUCACAUCUUCUAGGUCAGGUAAGGUGCAGCCCAUCUGUUGUCACAAUUAGAAAUAGUAGUGGUAAUUACAAUAGAAGUUUUGUCCAAAUGUCCAAAAACUAGAGCAUGUUCCAAACUCAUUAACACAAGCUGUCAGUGUUUUGGUACCUUUGCCUUCAUGUUUCAGACUCAUAUCAAAGGAGAGAUAAAUAGCAACAUAUCAGUCCUGCUGGUUUUCUGUCACUGUCAUAUCCAAAGUUCAGUGAUGGUUUCACAACAUUAACCUAGAUUCAUUUCCUUGUCAUUUACUAUUCAUUUACAACUCGAGGAGUUUUUAAGCUCUUGAAAGAAGCCAGUUUAGGAAAGACACAGCCUAUGUUUGACCCUCUUAAUUAUACCUGUCAAGAAUAUGUUUAAGAAAGCAGGGUAACUGAAUUGAAACCAAAAGAUGUUUUACUUAAUGCUCAUUACAUUUGGUCAUUCACCUGAUUAUAUGAAUUUCAUAUCAUAGAAAAUGUUUUUAAGCUGUUUCUUGUGACCAUCUCGUUUAACUGAAUGGUUAGGAAGAGGAAAAAAUCCAUGUUAGAGUUAGGGCAGGAUUUUUGAUAUCAUAAACACUCCAACAAGUGGGUGUGUUUUCUGUCCACAGACUGUAAACACAGCACCAGUGGGGUUCAAACAUAUUUAGUGGCACCAGCUGCAUAUAUAGAUUGAAUCUGCUGGUCGUCUGUUUUUAUGAUCCACGGCUUUGUUUUCAAACUACAGCAUUUAAAGUUUGCUCCAAAUGAUGAAAUAAACUCAACAGCACUCAGAAUUGUGAAGACAUUAAGGCUAAAACAUACAGGAUCCGUUUUGAGCGCGUAACAUCAGCGUCGCGUAUCACGCAGCAAAUAGGUUGUGAUUCUAAGCAAUGCAGCAUCCCUUACAGGACACGUAUCAGCUCCAUCGCAGCUCCGUAUCAGAAGCGUAUCGAGCGCGGCUCUGCUAAAGACACGCGCUGAGUUUAUUUUUGCUGCUCUACGCUUCUGAUACGCAUCAAUAUACACAGAGAAGAUUGUUCUAGACAGGAAGUCAAGCACAAAAACAUGUGCUUGUCAUCCGGUGUUUCAAAAUAAAACACCAUAUGUGAACUCUCGACUGUGUAUCAGUUUGUGUAGAUGAGAAAUACUUUCUGGUUUUGGAUUUAUCGGUAACACAGAACAAUCUGAUGGUAAAUCCCCGAUCCAUGUGGACCCCAACAGGACUUUGAACUACUAACUCUGUCUGAAGGUAACAGCACAGCUUAAAGCAGCAUAGUUUACUAUAUCAAACACGGGUAAACCCACAAAAACUGAAACUUUAAAAUCACGUUGCUUUUUCACAUACAGUAGAGGCUCAGCGGUCACUGAAAUAGACCACAGAAAGGAGAAACAACCUGUUGUGAGCAUGUCGUUUCCUCUAUCCUGAGCUCAGCUGACCGGGGCUGCACUACGCUGCUGACACACUGCUCCAAAUACAUAUCCUGUGAUAGACAGCGCUGCUCUACGGAGCAAAUACGCGACGCUGACAGAACACGCUCAAUACGGAUCCUGUUUGUUUUUGGCUUUAUGUUUAAAAUGUUGAAGUUAAACUAAUUUUCUGACACGAAAACACAUCAAACUUAUUUCUUUCCCACGAAAAUCCAGCUGUAUGCAAAUUCCGACCCCACUCAUGCGCAUGUUUCCAAGUGACCUUUCUGACUCAAACAGUGACAUUUUCUUCCCUCACAAAGAUUUUAAGUAAUUGAAGUAUUUAGUAGUAAGGGAUUGGAAAUUAAUUAAAUGCAGAACAGUGAAAAGUUCUAAUACGGAGGCCUACACAGCAGCAUGUACUGUUGUAGUGGCAUUUGUAAUGAAAGUGAAACUAUCCCGGUUUGAAAUUUCCCACAGUGAAUCCCAAAGGAAAUGUGUGGGAGAUGUUUGUGUAUUCCAAAAUUCCAGCAUAAUAGGGGUUUGGAGCAGAUAUGAUACGGGUGGACUUCAAUUAUGAGGUCAGUUUCCUCUGUGUGACCGAGAAUUCCCCUCACUGCCUCCAUUGUCUGAGACAGGACUGUGAUUGUGUGACCCUUGUUUUUAAUUGCCUCUCAGAAAAACCCUCUUCUCCACCCUCAACAUUUAGGGGAAUUGGUGGGACUUGAGUGAAUUAUUGCAUUUAUGAUAAAAUCUCCAGUUUUGGAUUGGAUUGCCUCACUGUGUCCCAUGUUUUGAAGGCUCAUCUGUCUGAGCUGUUAUGUCUCCUUGUUCCUGCAGGUGGCAGUGCUACAGGUGUGCUGUGUGGUGAGCCGUCAGCUCCCUUAAGAAGAGGAGGGAAUCAAAACACUAACCACUCUGCGGACGCUCCUGCUAUGGUAACAUUAGGCCUCAUAUGAUCGGUGGUCACAUGUUAGGAAGUGAAAACAUCAAGCAGACAGAACUGUUAGGAAGCAGCUAUCAUGAAAGUUGUUUCACUUCACAAUAGUGAACUUUAUAUCAUGUGGAAAAGAAAAAGACAUUUCCCCAUGACAUUUACAGAGAAAUUACCCAUGAGUUGUGUCUAAAUACUAAAUGUCUGCCUUUUUUUUUAGGAUGGAGAAAACUGUGUGCAUGUAAAUGGUAAGUGUGUGUUCUUUUUUUUCUGGUCACACCACCCGGUUUUUUAAUAUUUGGAUCAGUGAAACACCAGAAUGUCAUUGGAACUUAUGAGAAAAGGAAGUGAAAAAAGGGAGUGAAGAAGAGUUUUCUCAUGUUUUUGCACCACUUGUACUCCUAACUUGAAUUAAUCCAGGUGUAGUUUUUGAAAUAAACCAUCCAAAACAUGUUUUUAUAUAAAUUAUGGGUAACGCUUUCUUUUACGGUACACUUAUUACCAGGUAGUUAACAGGUAAUUACCUAGUAACAACAUGACAUUAUCUGGUAAUUACAUGAUAACUACUAAGUCAAUACUGUCUAGCGACCAGGUAGGUAACCUUCCAUCAUCAUACGAAUUGCUCUGGUAUUUCCAGGAUUUUCUCUGCUUCCUGGAACCAACAUUGCGCAGUAGCUUUGUACGCAUUCGGCGGGUGUGUCGCCGUGAUAAUGCUCGGCUCAAACAGCUUAUCGCUUGGCAAUCUUCACGCCCAUAGGCUGUAUCGAGUGUCAAUCAUAGAAAAUAAGAACCCCAAAUAACUUUUGAAAAUGGAGCUGCUCAGAAAAACGAAAAAAGAAAAACUAGACAGUAUUGACUUAGUGGUUAUCAUGUAAUUACCAGAUAAUUUCAUGUUGUUACUAGGUAAUUACCUGAUAAUAAGUGUACCGUAAGAGAAAGAGUUACCAAAUUAUGUAUAAUUUCUGCUCCUUGAUUUCCUAUAGAGGUAGACAAAAAGUGUUAAUUGUUAAUUUCCAGGCUAAGAAUAUGGAUUAUUCUGCAUAGCAGUGUACAAAGUUAGUCCUUGUGCACAUGGAGUGUAACUCUGGUUCAUUUUAUAACUUGUAUUGGUGUUUAUUUUACUUUUUUAACAGUAAUAUUACCUAUGCAGUUUUAACAAGGUGAAGAAAGAUAAAAUUGAAUCUGUGUUCGGAGAGUUGGUAAAGAUUUGAGAUAUCCACACGCAAAACGACAAGGAAGUGACAAGAAAACAAACAAAAAAAAUAGUGGCGCUAAUGAAACACAAUCAACUUUUAAAGUGCAGGAGUAAGAAAAUGAGAUGUAUGAUUUUCUCUCAUUCAUAUUUCUGGAUCUUUCCCCUGCAACACUUCAUCUCCUUUCCUUCUUCUCAUCUCCCAUUCAACCCCCUCCUUUCCCACGUGUGAGUGGAGCAAACUCUUUCAUACUGCUGUUGUGAAUACACAACACAUUAAAACAAAACCACAAAUCUUACUUCAACAAUAGUUUUGUUAGAGACAUGGCUUGAGUCAUGAUUUUCAUUGGCACACCUUGAGUUCAAAUGAGUGUCGUUGCUACACACAAAUAAUUUUGGAUUGAUUUGUUUAUAAAUUCUUGAACUAACUGAUGAGAGGUUAACUACCAAAACAGUCUUUAAGUUUUAUAGAUGCUGAGUCCAAAACACGUUGACAGUUGCACAUUAAUUGGAUAAACACUUUGUGCUUCAAAUCCCCUCAGGGCAGAGUUUGUAAAAGUAGGACAGGUGACACCUGUGUGUGUGACAGAAUAUUAAGUGCUAAUCAUUCGCUAAUUGCUUCAUGUAGCCGUUUUGCUCCCUGUGUUCAGAAAACAGUGCUGUGGAGCCUGAGGCUGCCCCGGCUCAGCAGGAUGAAGCUCCUCCAGCUGAAGAGUCUGCUGCAGGUUUACCCUCCGGCCGCAGGAAUCCCCCGGGGGGCAAGUCCAGCCUCAUCCUGGGUUAAAUCCCAGCCGACUGCCACCCCCUCUCCCCAUAUCCACUCAUGUCUGGACCCAUCUUUUUUUUAUCGUAGGAACCCCAGUCCAUCGGUAUGUACCACAGGAACCCUCUCCGACAUCUACCAGACAGCAGUCUCCUCCAAGUGCAUUGUUUUGAUAACUCUUUUUUGAAAACUGUUUGUACUGUUUUUAUUGUUUGUUUCUUUUUGACAGAAGCACUUUAUGUAAUCCUAAUUACAUGGUUCAAAGUCUUCCUUUUACCCCCUGUCACGCAUUAAACCUGCCAGAAAGGGUACAAGGAUCACAUCUCAUAUCAACCAGUGGAGUAUCUCCCCUACCUUUGUCGCAACAGCACACAGCCUUUAUGUGAUUAUACGAGCAGCUCCUAGAACACAAGCAAAGAAAAGUCGUCUCUUUUGCACUGUGUUCAUUUUUGACCCAUCUUGCAUGCAUGUCUGAUCUGAAUGUGAAAGGAAACAUAAAUGUGAAUUUUAGUUUUUUCUAAUUUAACCUGUUUGUUGGUAAUUUUUUGUGUGUGGAAUAAUUGUAUCGUCGUUGCAUGAAGUUGGAAACUUUCUACUGAUUAAAUUCAUAUUGUCCACAUAGAAACCACAUAAAUUACUUUUAUCGUGAUCUGAAGGGAGCAAACCAUUGCCUUCAGAUGAUCUCUUAGGUCUCGUGUCAGGUAACUGAAUUGGAAUAAGCCUUUUUUAUAUCGUAGUCACCAAAAGUAGAUUAUUGUAACCCCAGUGCCAGUUUUGAGUGCCCUGUGUUUUUAUAGGUAAAAUUUACUCUGAAAUAAAGUGUGCCUGUUUGUGUGUUAGGCUACAACAUCAAAUAAGGUUGGGUUUCCCCGGUUGCAUUGUAUCACUCCAGAAUAGGAAUGUGGUCGGUCCCGAUACUGAAGUGUUACUGGCAAACCCAUCCUAGAUUUGACAAGUGACCUUAUAACAGCUCAGCCUUGUUUGUAUAGUUUAUCCAUUUUAUCUUUUUUAUUAUUCCUACUGUUCAUUGGAAAUGUAAUGCAGUCUUUCAUGUACAUUUCAUGUUACAUUAUUUGAAACAAAAAUCAGAUUCCCUCCUGCUCUGGUCCUGCUCAGUCACGUGUGUGCGUGACUGCUGUGAAAAGUCAGCUGUCACGUGACAAAACCUACAUUUCAGGUUCCUGAAAUAUGAUUCCUGUGUGUAUACUUUUAAUAUGUGUUACGAUGCAAUGCAUUCCCAUUUACAUCCUAUAUUGAUUCAUGUUGCUGGAUGUAAGUCACUGCAGAAAUUUGAAAUCAAGAAAUGGCACAAGUGGACAUGAAAAUUAAAAAUCAAUUCUGACCAUGACUUGCUUUUGCAGUGUGUUUUAUCUUCCUGUUGUUGUUGCAUCCUCCCCUCCUUACAACAGGAGAAACCAUAUAGCUGAACUUUUUAUCCUACAGAUGUAAGAAUCUAGAGUGGUUCAAUUGUGCAAAGUUUAGUCUUGAAUUUACGAGUGGGACACUUGGGCGUGUAAUAUGGACUUGGGUUUGGGUUUGUUGCUAGAACCGCCCCUGUGUGGUAGCGUAAUAAUGAAAGUGAAAGUCAGACGAGGAGCCUGCGUUUGGAGCAGUCAGUUCAUCAUCAUCUAGUCCACCGAAGAGGAGCGUGUACGGUGAGUUCGUAUCGGUCUGUAUUUCUGUUAAAUCUACAGGGAGCUAUGUGAUAAAAGGGAGCUGAGAAGACGUGUGGUGCGCAGUUUGACUGUAGUUAAGUAGUUGGACGUCGGCUUUAAAUGACCCUGGUCAGUCGGUGUACACAUGGUGAAAAGUUAAUAUCGGGUGUGUGGUGUUUUGUGUACUGUAUUUAUGUUAAGGCUGUCCGCGGAAAUGUCCCGGAUUUAACCGGUCAUUACGGUAGCCGAGUAGGGAGAGUCCCCGGAUUUCAUUACAGAAAUCUGUUCAACUUAAUUUAUGUUAAUGUAAUGGUUGUUUGAGUUGUUUGGCCACGAUAUGUCUCUGAGACGUUACUAGGUAAGUCCACGCUCACGAGGACGUGGGUUGGGCUUUGUUCACCAACGCUGUGUGCGUGCUGCAUGUGCACUAAAGCUAAUAACCUCAUACGUUUCUUGAACUGAAAUGACAAUAAUCCGGAAACUUUACAAGAGUUUUGCAGUUUUGAGUUAUUUUGAACAAGCGUAACAAAGUGUGGAGUCGUGGGAAGGGUAAAGGGGUCAAUGUUUGUCUGCACAUGCGUCUGAGCAAGGAGUAAUUUAUCACCUGUGGAUGGCAACUCGAUAGUCGGGUUACAAGGCGCCUAGUUGUUGGUUACUCAGUGGGUCACUCCGUUUGGAGAGGCAGAGUGAUUAUCUUUUGUUUACAAUACAGGAUAUUUACAGGGAAAUACUAAAACAGGAAGACGGUGGGAAAGAGGGGUAUAAUAGGGGAGAGUGGGGUAAGUCGAGCCACCCUCUGUUGCUUGGAAAUGGUAAAAGAAAUUGUUCAUGUGAGAAAAUAUUUAGGAGAUGGAAAUCAAUUCAUAGUCCACCAUUUUAGCUUAAAGGACUAAUACAUACAUAAUAGUAGUUCAGGGGUAAGUUGAGCCAGUGGCUCAACUGAGAAAGUAAAGAAGUCUGAUGAGAGGAUCAGAGUUUCAGUUCAGAUUGUUGAAAUGUUUUACUUUUUCUUUCCAAAAAUACAGCUGUGAAUGUUCUGAAUCACUUAAAGACAUUCUCAUGUUAAAAUGACUUUUUACAAAACAGCUUUUUAGCAGUUAUAUGCAAUAAAUAGAUAAAAAAUACACAUGAAUGUGAAGAAGUAACUGUUAUUUAGGAAGAGAGAAGGUGAGGGAGGGCUGGAGUGGAGAGUGUGUGUGUGUGUGUGUGUGUGUGUGGGGGGGGGGGGGGUAGUUGGACAUACGGCUCAACUUACCCCACUCCUAUGGUCAACUUACCCCAUACACAGGGUAAGUUGACCAUAGGAGACCUUUUUUUGCAUGCUAUAUUAUCAAGACAGUUCUGUUUACACUCAUUCUGUUGAUUUACAGGGAUGCACAACAUCUUGAAAUAUAUGCAGAUACACUAGUUAAAGACAAAACUAUGAUUGUCUUGAUGUAGUGAUCCGAAAUAUGAAAAAUGGCUCAUCUUACCCCACUCUCCCCUUCUGGACAGCUGUGGGACAGAGCCAUGUGUGGUUCUCAAAGUUCAUGGUUUGUUGAUCUGUGCAGUCGUUUCAACAGAAAAAGGAAGCCUUUUGUAAGACAGAAUGAAUGCGUGUGUGUUUGUAAAUGAGAAAGAGACGUAAACAUUUUUUUUUAAUAGUUUCUGAGGUAUAGAAUUAAAAACACUGACACCAGUAGGAUGGUCCUGACAUAGAGGGACGCCCACCACCACCCGGUCAGGUGGUGAACAUCAGCGUUUCCAAAUAGUUCUCUGAGACUGACAUGGAAGUAUAGGAAAAAAAGAGCAAAGAAACAACGCAAUCAUUUAAGUAUAAAAUAAAACUUACUUAGGCUUUUGCAGUUUUUUUACCUGUUAGAUAAUGAAUUCAGCCACCUAGUAAUUAUUGCAUUUAAACUGUGAAAUGAAACUCAUGCAAGAACAAUGGUUUCAACCUUUAGCCAGCACUUUGAGCUUCCUCAUCUUGUUUACUUUAAGAGGAACGGUCAGGAUGUUCAGGCACGGACUGUGUGCAGACAAGAAGAGUGCUGAUAGGACAGAGCUGGACAACAUCAAAAUCUAGCAGCUCCUGGAUGACAGCUAAGUUUAAGUCAAGUCAGUUCGAUGUGGCCUGUUUUACACUGUGGUGCCUAAAGUGAACGUGGACACAGAAGAGGCCAGUUCUUUACAUGUUCAGCCGGUGUACGUCAGAAUAAAGUCAAAGUUAAACCCAUGAUAGUUUCAAGGAGUCCAGAUGUUUCACAUUUAUUUCCAAGAGAUUCUGACAGGACUGCAUUGAAACACAGCUGCAGUAGUUAGAUUACCGUAUGGGGAAAACACUUGUGAUGAAUUAUUUGUUAAGACUGAGGCUUACGAUCGGUUCUGUACCGGAAGAUCCAGAUUGCGCCCACUUACAAAGGACUGACCCUGCCUUUUUGUUGUUUUAGCAAGGGGCUGUUUCUAAUUUAUGUUUGUUUCCGGUGUCUGCGUGGUUCAAGAAUGGAAGAUAUCACCAAGAGACCUUUGCAGGGACCGCAUGAGAACAGCAGCUAAAUUUAUUCUUCAGAGUAAGCAAGCUAUUUUCAAAAAAGCAGUGCAUGGUAGAACAAACACCACCCCAAAUGCACUGGACUAAUUAUAGGGAGACGGAAAUGAUUGCACCUUUUAAAAGUGCACGGGUUUAGUCAUCAUGAAACUGAAUAAAAAAGGAUCUCAGAGGAGCAGAUUAUCACGUGUAGGGUCACCUCACACAUUAUUUAAUUACUCUUUGAAGGGCAGAGGCUAUUGUCACAUAUUUGGCAACAAACCCAGAAACUCCUAUUGGUACAAAAAAAAUCUCUUCUGCCAACUUUCUCUUUCAGUAUUACUCAUCUGGUCUGUUUAAUGUGCAGUCAAAAGUCACUUUUUAAGUGGUCUGUAAAUAUUCUCUUAAGUCACAGCACAGCUAGUCGGACAGGUUUCUGAGGCAGCCUUGACUUCUUGUAAAACGACCUUUAAAAUGUGAGCGAGAUUUGUGCAAGAUUGAAGAGACGUACUGACUGACAUGUUUGCAUGUUAGAGAAUAUUUAACAACCUGUUAGAUUAAAUGCAUGCCUUUCCUUCAUGCCCUAAAUUUUGUGCAGCUUUAAGGCGUGAAUUAGCACACGCAGUCACUGAGUCAUUUUAAUGUUCUGACACAGAUAUGGUUUCUUUUUAUCGUGUUUCUUUUUAUCAGCUUUUAUUUUCUUUUCAUUAAACCAUCUGUGUUGUGUUCUUUUAUGACCAAGCAUUACAAGCAAUUUUAUGCAUGAUAUUAGAACAUUUGCUCACAGAGACCAUGUAAUCCUUGAGUAUCAAUUUCUGGAGUUAGCACAGAGGACAUUUACUCUCUGGAGACCCCUCUUCCUGUUGACCUCCCGCUCAGCUGCUGGUGUUUGCAGCUUUGGAGCUGACAUGAUGAAUCUUUCCCUGUCGUGGCAAAAAGAGUCAAGAGUCUAGACUGCAGUUAUUCUUUUUAAAGAGACUAUUUCCACUUUGUUUGGAACAAGCUUGGUUGUUUAAAUGCCAUCUGUUUUUUGUUUAGUCACUAAUUCGGGUCAUGGCCCAGAGAAAAGAAAUGCUUUUGAACAUGAUACUAUUCAUCUGUCGGGUCUAUUCUUCCCACCAUUAACCAGGUCUGUCUGUUGAGUCAACAGCUGAUGAUUUGUUCAGACAAACUUCACCACAUCUGCUCCUUCUUCUUCCAAGGACGUCUCAGUACUCUUGACCCCACCUCCUCAACAGUCUUUCUGUUCAUGCUGCCUCUGCCACCCCUUACUGAUCCAGCACCGAUUGCACGUCUUUCCUUUUUUCCAUCUAAGAGAGCUAAAAUUUCUUAUGUCUAAUCAUGUACAAACAGCUGUACUGAGGCCUGGGCUAUAGCGAAGUGGGACAAAAUUUCCCCCAUCUUUAAUUCUGUAAACGUCCUCAUCAGCUUUUGCUGCAAGUUUUCUCAGUGAACCUCUCUUGGCACAAAAGCAGCCAGAGCUUUCCUCUCAGUGUGCCAGUGUAAAUAACGAUCAUCAGACUAUGCCACCGAGUUCUGUACUCUGGCAGCUUACAAUGUCUGGAAUAACUUCUCACUGCUGGAAGAUUUCUACAGCAGUCAAUCUGACGCCUUUAAAAGACCAGCUACUGCCCUAAUAACUAUGUCAGGCUGAAACAGACUUAUUUAGUUCCUGUACCAUCAAGAUUGGUGGUGAUUGAUGGGUUGCUCAUCCCAUGUACAGAGGCUUUAGCCAUUAACAGCACUGAUUCAAAUCAAACCAGGAGCCCUCGGCUGCAUGCCAGUCUCCACUCUGUCUCCCAUGCCCACUCUAUCCACUUUCCCGUUCUCUAAAUAAGGGCAUAAAAGCCCCCAAAUUAAAUAUACUGUAUGAAUACAAAAAGAUUGGUAAAUACCCCCAAGAGAAAGAAAAAGAGAAAUCACAUCAAUCUUUCCCUCCCCACAUUGCAUCCAAAACUCGUGCUCAUCCCCUCUCUGCUGCCGUGAGGAGGCCCAAGUAAACUACAAAAGCUGUGUACAUUCCUGAAGAUGACCAGUGCUGGCUGGCUAACAAACUACAACCUAUGUAGGUCAGUGCAGUCAUUGCAUGACCCACAUCCCCCAUCUGCAAACUCUUUAGAUGUUGAGAGCAAGUUUAUUUUUCAACUUUUAUUGUGAAACUUCUGAACCUUUUAAUCCCCAGUUCAAUGUGGAAGUGAAUUCCUGGGAUGUUAGCGUAAGGGUGGUUCUUUCCGAGAAGUCCCCUGCUUACAGCAAAUGCCUUCCUGGCAGACCAGGUUAACAGGAUUAUCUCCUGUGCAUAAAAAUGAUGGUGUGGGAAACAGGAAGUUGCUAUGUGUCAAGGUAGCCAAGGAAGGAAGAGUAACAUUAUUGGAUGAGCAUCAUUGUCAGAGCAUCUUAUUUUCCUGGAUGGACUUAUCUUAAGAACCCAGAACAUAUCCGGAGAACUAAACCACAGGAGAGCCAGGUAGGCCCUCCUUUUUUUUUUUUUUUUGACCUGAUUCCUUUGCCCAACUUGCUGGACAAAGGACAACGUAUGAUACGCUCUACAAGAACCGGGACACAGUGACAGACUGGAGUUCUCAGCUCAUCUUGACUGAGAGCUGACUGCUGUCUGCUUGGAGCCACUCAGCCUCAUCUGUGGUCAACAGCUUCAGACCAACAGCCAACCCCUGCAAAUGACUUCAGCACUGGAAACCUGCCCUAGCUGUCUCAACAUCUACAGCCUAUCUUCUAUGAGUUAACAUCUGAUUUGGGUCCAGCUCAAUAGCGUGUUUUCCAACUGGAUCCUCACCAUUUGGAGCUACUGGAGUUAGUCGAAGAUAAUUAUUACAUCUGCUCAGGCUCUCAUUUGUCAUUGUUGUAGGGCCACAUGGAAGCUCCUCAAGAUUUAGACCAGGUCUACUGAGAAAUGACCGGUUACUGCUUCUUAUCGCCGGGACAGUGUGGUUAUCUGUCCAAAUCCUUCCUCAGCCAGAUGAAUUUGGAGAGUCCAUGCCAAGAUUUAUGGAUCUACUUCUUGUGUCUAAGAUUGUUGACACUGUCUUGGACUUUGCAGCCCCGGGAAGACCAUUUAUGAUUAUGAUUUCAUGGAAAUGCAAUCAGACCAAGACGCUAAGGCAGAAGAACUACCGCCUCUUCAGUGCAAAAUGAUUAUUAUGAUGAUUAUUACUUCAUGGAAAUGAUCCGCUGCACUCAGUGAUCGACUCGUCAGGGCUCCCCUAUAAACAAGCGGUUGCUGGAGGAGAGUGGGUGAGUUGUAUUUGGUCUCUUUGCCAAAGAAUCCAGGCAAAGCUGAAAAAAUGUUUGAUGGCUAGUACUAUGGCUGGGACGGUAUAUGUACUGUUGAUGAAGUUAGGUGCUGUUCUGAGCAUCUUUUGUGGCUACGAGUGGCUUUUCGGUUGAGGUUUUGCGCAUGUAGAUGUAGACUACUGUGUAUUGCUAUCGUGCGGUCGUUACUGAAGUUAGUAUAACUAGAGAAGCAAGCAGUCUGCAACAAUUAUCUCUCGAGUGGGUGUCUACUCUGUGUCAUGGUGUGUUUGACCAUAACUUAAAUUUACGCUGGAAUAUCCCUGUAAGUAAACUGCAUAACCAAACCACCCGAUACUUCGUUAACUUAGUCGUCUUGUGUCAUCAGAACCAGAUGUGUGUAAAGCAGCAGACUGCAUGGAUCAUCUUCUUCAUUCAUGACUGAAAUAUCGCAUGAGUCUGUCGCACUUCUUUUCUAAUAAGUUGGGUAAUACACUCUGAGCAAAACUUUUAUCUGAAAAGAGAGACAGCUGCCUGUCUCAUGACUGAUAAAAUGUAACCUUGGUGGUAAAAUUUUACAGUGUUGUGACGAGAGAUAAGAGCUUGUUCAGGCAAAAGAUCACGUAGCCAUCAGUUUACACAAGGGUUAGGGUUAUGGUUAAAACUAUCAAUAUGUGUUUGGCAAGAGGGAGUAGAUUUAUAAGAGGAUGACAGGAACAUAUUGACCUCUUUAUGGGAAAAUCUAUAAUUUAAGUUUUGUUUUCUAAAGGAGUGUUACAAGGCUGCUCUGAAGCCGAGUGAAACUGAGACUACUUGGCUGUUUUUGCUCAUGUUUCAUUGAAACUAGCUGAAUAUGAGAUUGGGAAUAACCACAGCACCUGAUUGAGGUUUGCUGCUUCAUCACUUUCCAUUCAUAACUCCUACAUCCCCGUCUGAGGAACUUUUGGCUUGUGUCAAUUUCAAAUGUCAAAAAACUUCUCAUAGGAGCGUUACACACUCCUACAUUCCAGCUUUUCCCCCUUAUACCUUCUUUGGCUUUGUUUUCACAGUUUUUGUCUCAUUUUGUUUAACAGUGUAAACAGAACAACAUAACUUUUCAUUCAGGAAGUCGACCAUAGCACAGUUUCUUUAAGUAAUAGUGUCAUAGUUGUAUAAUAAAGAGUGAGCCGACUGUCGUAAAUAAAUUGAAACCAUUAAAAAAAUGGAGUAGAGAGGAAUUAUCUCCUCCUGAAGGGGUUUCUCAUGAGGUUUGCGUUGGGUACAUUUCACCCCAGGAGUUUUUCGAUCCCCUAUGUACACCAAAGAUUGAUCUUUAUGCAGAGGCCCUGCAUAAGAGUUAAGAUGUUUGUUUAUCACAUAUUAACCCUUUUCUGAAUAAUGCAUUGUUUCCUUUGUAUUGUCAUUUCAGGUCCAGAACAUGGCCUCAAAUUGCAAUCUGCUCUUUGUGCUCUCUGUCAGCAUCAUCAGUGCAGGGAACAGUCAAGGUAAUUUUAAAUCGUGUUGUAAUCUCAGAUCCUUAAUCAUAUGCGAUUCUGCUUGAAAUUGACAGUUAUUUUUUUUUUUUUUUUAACAGAUUUUGUAACAGUUCACUGCAAGCAGCAAAACUUUGGACAGUACAACCAGCAGUCGCUGAUUGACUGUGUUGUCAACCCCUCACAAGAUGUGAAAGAUGCAGAAAUCCAGGCAGUAACUUGGUGGAGAGAGGGGGAUGAGGAACCCCUGCUGGUUUUUAAGCACGGUCAGUUCGAGCGAUCUGACCGCUAUUUGUUUGCUGAACCAUCCUGGAACAAGAAAAACAUGAACGUAUCCCUGCUUAUCCGCAAAACUUCUCUACUGGACAAUGGAGUUUAUAAGUGUGUGGUGUAUACAGACAGUGGUUCAAAUAACUGCCAAACCAGCCUGGAGGUCACAGGUGAGAGUUUGUUUAACGUCUGUUUUUUUUGCUUGUGACCCAGCUUUAGAGUAUCUCAUUUCUGACAUAACAUCCAGUAGUGAGUGCACUUUGACUGUAUGCACAGAAAAGCACUAAAACCUUACAAAAUCUGAAGCUGACACGUGUGACAUUUAGUGACCGUGGGAAACGUAUUUUUCUGCAGGCAGGAUAUGAUGCUUUGAUUUAGAUAUGGUUUGGUUUAGGGCUGGGCGAUAAACCGAAAAUUUACCAAUACUGAAAUUUACGUCAAUAACCGACGUCAUUUUUCCCAUGUCAUCAUAUAUGUAGUCAAAAAAGUUGGUUUUGGAUGUGCGUAGGUAGGCAAUGGUCUCAUGUUUUAUGAGCGGCAGCUGAAGUAGACAAAGUUAAUGUGGGAGGGGGUGAGCAGCUUUUGGAGUAGUUAUCAUCCAUUUAUCAUUAUUAAGGUGAACUGCUCAAUAUAUCGUGAUAUUGAUUUGAGGCCAUAUCAACCAGCCCUAUUUGAUUAACAUAAAGUGAUCUCAGUUGUAUAAUGAAAGAGCAGUAUUUGAUUUAGAUUUAAUGGACAGCUUAUUUCAUUGUGUGUAAAAGACUCGUAUCUAGAUACGCCUAAGCAAAAAGGUUUCUGUUUGUGUAAAUAUUUAUCUAGUCUGUUCAAACACUUAAAGUGUUCUUGAUGAAAUGAAGAUUGCGUAAAGACUGGGACUUUCCUCAUCUGUUAGGCUGGUAUUCCCCUCCAUCUGAGUUAUUUCAAUGCCAGCUCAGUGUAUCUUUUUACUUUUAGUUUCUUUGGGGUAAUCACAUUCAAGAAUACUACUAUUAAUUAAAACAAUAUCACUCCUGCUUAUGUCAUAUUGAUAUAUUUUACAGUCAUUAAAUAAUGCUGUAAUACUGUAUCGCUUUCAUUUCAUUAAGGUCAAGGUUCCAAGUCCACCUUUAUGACUCUGUUUACUCUCUUUUUUUCCCUUGCAGCCAACUACAGUAAACCGACUUUUCAGCAAGACCCUGAGACCCUUACAAUGGAGACAGGUGGGGCCUUGACUUGUGUAUCCCACGGCUACCCAGAAGGCACACUGCGCUGGUUUGACAAAGACAAUAAAUCGUGGAUAAAGAGCCCUGAGACAAAGGCUGAGAAGACAGAAAGUGGUCUGUUUAAACUCUCCAGCACGAUGACUUUCGCGCGACAGUCUGCUUUCUCCGAGUUCAUCUGCAAAGUAUUCAAUGCCAGAGGAGACCUGGAGGGUGAGAGUCGGUUUGAAGUGCCAAGCAAAGCACCAGGAGCAGGUAAUUUCUCAUUGAUCACUACACCUGAUACCACUACAAGGAACAAGUUUCAUAAAGGAUUUUUAGCGACAGGGACAGGUUAUAUCAUGCAGACCCGUGAAGCAACAUUGAUGUCACAGCUGUUACACAAACACACCUUCUGUUAGGAUUGCUCAACUAAGAGGAACUUGAACCCAGAGGCUUUGUAAAAAGUGAAAAGCUCACAUUAUGUCUCAGAAAUUCCAUAUUAUUAUGUAAUGUAUGAGAAUCAUCAGCUUAAUCUACUAAAACACGCAGCGUUAAUAAAUAAUCUGUUCAUCACAUAGGACAUUUUAUGCUUAUUAGUAACUGUUACUGAGUGCGAUUUGCGCUCAGGAAGGAGGAGGGCAUUUAGAGGUUCACGGAGGAGCAGUCAGCAGAGCAGGCACCCUGGCACACACACGCACCCGCUGUAGUGUGGUGAGGAGUUCGCGCUCCACUUCACUUUUCUUUUCUCCUCCACAGGUUUUACAUUAGUUUGUUUAACCAGUAUGUUUCAUUCCUGUUUUUUUCUUGUUUUAGUUUGUUGUUUUAUUUUGGGCUGGAGACCACUGUUAGUCCAGUUUUCAUUGUUUUGUUAAAUAAGUUGAUAAGUUAAGAAUCAGAAUCAGAAUCAGAAGGGGUUUUAUUGCCAUUGUCAAUGAACAGGAUUCACAGACUAGGAAUUUUUACGGCGUGAUGUGCAACAUUAAACGGAGAAUAAUAUAUAAUAUACUAGAACAGAAAAUAAUAAGAGCAUGCAGGACAUAUAUAAAGUAUAAAAGUAUAAAAGGCUAUGUACAAUGCUAUGUACAAUAAGUAUAACAGGCUAUGUACAAUUACACAAUACAGAACAACAGUGCAGUGGGAGGAGUGCAAUUAGGGGGAGGUGCUGGCGUGACAGUCCAUUGCGCGGUUGGUUCAUCACCUUUUCCUUCUUGUUCCUUUUGGCCGGGGUCUCCAGCUCUUUAUGAUUGAACACAGUUUUGUUUGUGGAAAAAUAAAGGUUAGCCGUUCGUUUUUUGGUUGUGUCCGUUCAUAUACUCAUGUUAUGGUCCCUUUUACGAGCUUUUUGAAUUAAGAGAUUAAGGAGGCCGUGCCAAUGCUGAGAUCUCUCACUGGAAUUUACAGACUAUUCUUGAGGAAUAUGUGGUUCAUGAAAACAAAAACUCUUGGCUGUCGCUGUGUGUAAUGAUUAAACCAAAAAGGCCUUUAAAAACAGUACUGAAAAGACAUUUAUUUUGGUUCAGUAAGAAAAUCUUCCUCCCAACAUCACCUCAGUAUCUUGUAAGCCAUUAAGGGCAGACCGUUAUCACAAUCAUCCUAGCUCCUGCAUACUGUUGAGUGUUGUUUAUCACCAGCCUCCUCAUAUCUGUAGCUUAAUUACUUGGCAUGCGUUUUGCCUGUCUUUCUUUUAGUUUAGAAGGAUGGUGUCUGAUCCCAGAGCUGAUGCUAAAAUCCUGCAGACCCCCCCAGAGAGAGAAAGAGAAAGGGAAUCAAGGAAACUAAAAGUAUCAGGGAAUUUCCCACCUCUGCAUGGCUGUCCUGUUUUUCUAGGCACUUUCAUUUCCUUCUUUUCUGGAUUAUUAAUUUUUUACUCUUUUUUUCUGAUUUACUCAGAACAAACUGGGUCGGACGAUGGCAACUCAAGUUUAGCCACCAAAAUCGCCCCUGUCGUGGUCAUUGGAUCUCUGAUCGUUGGGUUGCUGCUGUGUUUGCUGCUGUUUUACAGAAGAAGAUCUAAGCGUGAGUAUCAUUAAAAAUCGACACGUAUGAGUACUAUGAGAGUUUGAUUUUAAAAGACAUGAAUAAAUUUGAUUUACAUGUAGCCUUAUAUUGAUGGGAACCACGACACUGAGAAACACUCCUUGUUUAUAUCAUAUCGUGUUAUUGAUAUUAUAAACUCACAGUUUACAAUUGAGUUUUGCACCUUGAGAGGAUGUUGGGUUUUGGUUUUUAAUUUGCAAGAUCAUCAAGGUGAAAUCUUUAAGUGGCCAGCAUGAACAUUUGGAAUAACAACACAGCACCAAGAAGUGAUUGACUAAAGAAAUUUCACCAUGUGUGCAUUCACAUCCUCUAAAGUUACAUUUGAAUAUCGGCCAUCUGAAACGUUGGUGUCAGAUUUCACGAUCUAACAUGAACUAAAUACAAUGGAUGGAACAAAUGAAGGUGGAAAAACCUGACCAUCCACUGGCAUGAAACUCUGUUAUCUGAGCGGGGAAAGUACGCCUGCUGCUCCUGCUGCUCCUGUUGCUGUUGUUGUUGUUAAGUUGGGUUAAGUAUGUAGCAACCACAGACCUGUAUGUCAGUUAGAAACAGUAGAGUGAGAGUGUGAAUGUUUCAGAAAGGGAUUCUCACGGACUCACAGACUCCUCACUGUUAUUUUCAUUUUGUCAUCAUUGUUUUGACAGAGGCCCGGAGGCACUCUGCAACACCCCUUAUGAGUACGUCCAUCUUUGGACAGCCUGUUUUUUUUUCAUCUCUUUUCUGAGUGUGAAUGAAGGGCUAACAUUUGUCUUUAAGGGUUUCAACAAAAUCUAUAUCUUUCUUGGUAUUUCCUUCUGUCAGACACGUUAAAUUGCUGCUCUUCUCUCAGUGAUGGAUGGGUGAGGGAUGUUUCAUGAUUGAUGUCUCUUAAACUGGUUCUUUCCUCUCUCUGUCAGUCCCCAUUCUUGUGAAUCUCAUGGAGAAAUUCUGCCUGUACCUUCAUGAAAUUUUAUGAAUUAUCAGCUUUGAUUCAUUGGAUAGCCGGUGGCGUUUUGGCUGUUUAUCGUGAUCUUUGAAAGAAACAUUUCUGACCACAACACCAGACAUUCAUCGCACGAUUAAAGGAUGAAAUGAGGAAGUAAUGACAUUUCUUACCCUCAAAUCAAAAGUCAGCGUCUCUGUGGCAUUAAAACUGUUUCUGGAAUUUUUUUGGGUGAGACUGACAUUUAGUCGGCCAAAGGUCAAAGUGUCAAAGUAAAUGACUCAGAAAAUACCUCAGCAGUUUGUGCAAGGAAUUUGGUUUAAUUUAUUCAUAUAUUCAGUCACACAACCCGUGUUAAUAAUAAAGCUACUUACUAUUAAUCUUAUUAUUUGUGAGUUAAAAGUGCAAGAAAUUGAAUGCAGACGCAAAAACAUAAAAUCAAUUAUUAAAUAGUUAUAGCAGAGAACAGCAGAGAACUAUCAAAAACAGUUAUAUUUAUGAGCUGCCGGGUUUAUGAUCAUGUUUUGGCCUCUGCAUUGCGUUGUAAUGCAGAUUGUAAAACGUUAUGGAGGUGUGCUGCACAAUAGGACUGCUCACACUUUCAUUGGCAAAUUAGAGCAUUUACCAGUUACCUGUGUAGAUCCUAUUGAUAAAGAAGUGAUGAAUGAUGGGAGAUUUCCAGACAGAGCUUUAUUGAUAGAGGUCAGUGCCUAUUAGAUUUAGCUGUAAGAGACGGUCAAUCAACUUUUUUAAGGGUGCUAUUGUGAGUUUUAAGAGCUGGCAGUGACAUAAAUUUGUUAUCACGACACAUGAUGAUAAAUCCUUGUGGAUUGUGUGGACUGUGUACUCUGUGUGUUCAGGCUUGUUUUGCUGUCAUGAAAACACUUAAAAGACCGUGUGAAUAAAGAAAACGACUUGGACUCGAGGACAGACAUGCUCUCUUCUUGUAUAAUGUUCCCUCUAGUAAAUACUUGUUUCACAACCGCUCCUUAUUAAUGCAGUCCUGCUCUAAGGGCUCAAUUACUCCAUGAUUUUGUGGAUAACCACUGGGUGUAUACAAACUGCUACUUGACAAGUUAACAAAGACUCACAACCCCAGGCAGUCCUGGUUUUUCUCCUCCCUCUCCCUCUUGGAUAUGGUUAAAAGACUCGGACUAUGUGUUUAGAGACAGCAUGAGACCAAACAACUCUGCAAACCGGUCUCAGGUCUAAUUCCAAGCCUGUUCGAGCAUGUAACCCCGAUGUGUUGUGAACUGUUGAUAACUUCCAUGAGAUCACAUGUAGAUUUGAGUGACCUAAAAACACUUCCAGCACUGAGCCAACUGGGUGCUUCAUAACUGUUUUUUUUUUUUUUUUUUACCUCUGGCUUUAAAAGGAUAUUCCGGCGUCAAUUUAAGUUAUGGUCAAACACACCGUAACUCCGAGUUAGACAACCCCUCGAGAGAUGAAUGUUGCCGACUGCUUGCUUCUCUAGCUAUACCAACUUCAGUAACAACUGCAGGAUAGCAUUAAGAGACUAGACACAGCUCACCUACUCUCUUCCAGCAGCCGCUUGUUUGAAGGGAGACCUCGGGCCAGUCCAUUACUGACUGCAGCGGAGUUUCACAGCUCAAGGAAGAACAUUUGUGAUCAUUUCUUUAUCAUUUCCUUGAAGUAAUAAUCAUCAUAUUAAUCAUUUUGCACUGCAGACCUGGUAGUUCUUCUGGUUUAGCGUCUCAGUCUGAUUGCAUUUCCAUGAAGAAAUUAUCAUAAAUGUUCUUCCUUGAGCUGCGAAACUCCGCUGCAGUCAGUAAUGGACUGGCCUGAGGUCUCGCUGCAAACAAGCGGCUGCUGGAGGAGAGUAGGUGAUUUGUGUUUAGUCUCUCUGCUAAAGAAAUUAGGCAAAGCUAUAAAGAUGUUUGAUGCCUAGUGCUAUGGCUGGGACCCUAUAUGUACUGAUGAUGAAGUUAGGUGCUGUUCUGAACAUCUUUUGUGGCUAUAGAGUAGUGUUUUGGUUGAGGUUUGUUUAUGGCUCCUCAAACCGCUGUGUAUUGCUAUCAUGCGGUCACUACUGAAGUUGACAUAUUUAGAGAAGCAAGCGGACAGCAACAUUCAUCUCUCGAGUGGGUGUCUAACUCAGUGUUAUGGUGUGUUUGACCCUAAAUUAAUUUUACGCCGGAAUAUCCCUUUAAGGUGUUCUGGGAAGUUGAGCUGUAUGUACCAAUCAGGAUGUAUCUUCUUUUCCCAGAGCUUGUCAACAAGGUUUAGAUGAUAAUCACCAGUCUCUGUGUUUUAUCAUAACCUGACUCAUGUUUCAGACGAGCUCUUCUUUCUUCUAUGGGGAUGAUUUCACUGCUACCCUCAUUUUAUCCCACAAUAAAAAUUAUUCAUCGUUUUUCAGGUGACCGGGUUCCUGCGUGUGAAUGUGAGGAAGGUAAGGCUAUUUUAUGUUUUUAUCACUGUGAGUAAUGCCAUCUGUGAUUUUUUUCAGGCUUUUGACAUUUUAUCUAUCUUGCAGGUGAUUCCCAGGAAAUCGAAAAAAUCGACGUGGAAGCCUGA